AUGGCGAACGUGUCAAGUCCAACAAAGGGAACACGUAAGCAAUUCACUCAUGGCAAAAAGAAUAAAGAAUUUCAAUCUACAAAAUAUAUUAAUUGCAUGAAUAUUUAUGUUGAAUUAGCAUCUGAAUAUCCGGAAGAAUUAAAUGCAGCCUUAAAAAAACUUAAUACAGAAAAUUUUGAUUACUCUGAAUUUAGCAAUGUUAAAUUUAUUGGAAAAGGGAAGAUUGCAAAAACAUACUCCGCUAUUUUCAAAAAUAAAAUGUAUGCAUUAAAAAUUCUACCAGAUUUUGAUGAUUAUGGCUUACUUAAAAAACUUGUUGGUGAGCACUCUAAAAAUAUUCUGAUUAACGAUAAUAAAGCGUUGAUUGCGGAGUUUGGAAUUACAAAAAGCUUAAGCUACAUGAAAGGUAUCGACAUGGUAGCAUAUAUUGACCCAUAUUGCAUUCUGAAAUCGAAAAUGGAUGACAUGGACAUGAAAGCUGACAUUUAUAGCUUGGGCAUGUUAUUCUGGGAACUAACGAGUGGAGUUCCUCCAUAUAAUGAUUUAAGACCCGAAAAAAUCAUCCAGCAAAUUUCGGCUGGUGAACUUGUAAGAGAGAAAACCGCAAAAAAUAUACCUCCAAAUUAUGCAAAUCUCUACGAGAGAUGUUGGUCUCAUGAUCGUGAUAAGCGUCCAACAACGGAUGAAAUUUUAGAAGACCUUGAAAAAUUAAAUUCUUCUGUGGAAAAUUGUGGAGAGGUUUCCAUAAGUGAAAUUAAAAUUAUAAGUUGCUUCAUGUUGAUUAAGGACAAAAUCGAAAAAUCCAAAAUCAAUCUUUAUAAUUACGAAGAUUUUGAAAAAAUUGAUGAUGAUAACCAAUUUGAAAUUGCAAACUGGAAAAACCAAAAUGAAAAGGUUGCUCUAAAUUAUAUAUAUAUUGAUCCAAACAUAACUGAAGAGAGGAUUCAAGAAUAUAUUGAAGAGGUCGAACUAAUGGCUAGUAUUACGGUGCGUCAUCCUUCUCAUAUUAACCAAUUUUAUGGAAUAGCCGGAGAUGAGAAGGAGCAUCGUUAUUUUUUAAUCCAACAUUAUGCAAAUAAUGGUAAUUUACGGGAAUAUCUAAAAAAUAAUUUUGAUAAACUUUUAUGGAAAGAUAAGUUACACUUAGCACUCGAAAUUGCAACUGGGCUCAAGCAUCUACACCAAGAUAAUGUCAUUUAUAAAGAAAUUGUAAGAUAUAUUUUAAAACAAUAUCAAUAUAAUAGAUCAAUUAUCAAAUCAAAUGUUUUUCUAGAAGUACUUAAUGUUCUCACGGAAAUGCUUAAAGAGGAAGGGGAGUUGAUUCAACCACCUGAAAUUUUGACUGAAGGAACUUUGACUGAAGAAACUCUGACUGAAAAAUCUCCGACUGGAGAAGCUCUGAUUGAAGAAGCUUUGAUUGAAGAAGCUCUGAUUGAAGAAGAAAUAUUGACUGAAGAAACUGAAGAACCUAAGAACUGUACAGUUCGUUCACAGCCUUAUUUAAUAAAAGACAAACACCUUGAUUUUAUAUCUAAAUGGAUUUAUAAAGUUUCAAGAACCAAUUUAAUAAGAUUACUUCACCCAUUCGAAGAUACAAAUAUACCAAAAACUCGAUUCGAAUUUAAGUUACUUAUUAGGGGAAGCAGAGAUGGAUUUACUGUGGAUAAAUUCCAUGAAAAAUGUGACAAUCAAGGGCCAACUUUAACGGUCAUGAAAAUUAAGGGCACAAAUAAGAUCUUAGGAGGAUAUAACCCGCACUAUUGGGAUUCACCGGACGAUUCGUUACAUCGUCAUUCCAAAAAAAUUUUUAUAUUUAGUUGCGAUCCUGAUAGCACAGAUAACAUCAUCAUUAGUAGGGCAGUGCAUGAUAAAGCGCACAUUAAGUUAAGCUCUAGGAGUGGCCCAAAUUUUAAGGAUUUAUGUAUGAUUGGUAAUUUCGAAAAUGAUCAUAGAUGCAAAUAUUUACAUCGAUAUUAUGAAGCCGCGAUUUUGGAAGAAAGAAAUGAACAUUUUUAUUUCUCUGUGGAUGAUUAUGAAGUUUUUAAAGUUACUAAAAAUCAAAAUCUUCCCUCCCAUUCUUUCGCUGAUUAA
Messenger RNA from Cetraspora pellucida, 2091 nucleotides. NCBI's taxonomy places the organism in Eukaryota, Fungi, Glomeromycota, Glomeromycetes, Diversisporales, Gigasporaceae. The record is from the annotation of a GenBank genome assembly.